AUGACUCCCCUAUCCAAUAUAUCAAAUGCUUUAUCUAACAUCCCUUAUAAAGUUCCGACAUCCUCAUCCAAGCAGAGGUCUCCAGGAGUGCACAACUUAAAACGAAAGUCUACACAUAUAUCUCCUAUACGUAUAUUCGACCUAACAACAGAUUCUGAGAGAAAAAAUGAUUCUACUUCAGCUAAAGACCAGAGAAAACUAAGGAAGUUAUAUUUGGAUAAUAGAAAAUUCAAAAAUAAAUCAACCAUAUCAAACGGUCAUACUUCGUCUGCAACGCCACCUGUUAACACGAGCCCGAACGGUGAUGUCUUCAAUCAUCGUCAACAUUUCAACUCUUCAAAAAAGCUCACACAUAUUUCGUCUCAAAAGGAAAAUAUCAGCUCUGACAAGACUCCUCAAUAUCAUUCUACAACCUUGUCAUCUCCUUCAAAUCUAAAUUUUAGGAGUCCACUUUCCAAUAUCUCAAAUGGUUAUUUAGAUCAUGGUGAUCAGAAUGUUGUUUGUGAACUAUGUCACGCUAAAUUAUGGAAAGACGAAUCUUCAAGAGGCAAUAAAACAGGGAAUAAAAUCUUUUCUCUCUGUUGUGGUUAUGGAAAGGUAGAACUACCUCCUUUAAAAGAGCCACCGCAAAGUUACAAACAACUUUAUCUUCAGACAGAUUCCAAAAGCAAAUACUUCAUGAAAAACAUUCGUCGUUACAAUUCAAUGUUUUCAUUUACGUCGAUGGGUGGGAAAGUUGAUUCAUCUAUUAAUAAAGGAAACGCACCAUACAUAUUCAGGCUUAGCGGUCAAAAUUAUCAUAAUAUCGGAAGCCUUCUCCCUACGAAUGGAUGUCAACCAAGAUUUUCACAGUUGUACAUAUAUGAUACCGAAAAUGAAACAUCAAAUAGACAGAAAUGUUUCUGGGGAAGCAAGCAUGCCUCUACAUCAACUGAUGAUUCAACUGAUCUUCAAAUUAUAGAAUAUUUGAAGCUUAUGUUGGAUUCAAAUAACGAGUUGGUCAAGUGUUAUAGGAUGGUUAGAGAUGUUUUUAAUUCAAAUCCUCGUGCUGACCUAAAGUUACGAAUUAUUGGAAAAAGACAACAUGAUGGAAGGACAUAUAACCAACCAACUGCUUCUGAGGUUGCCGCUUUAAUUGUAGGAGACAUUGGUGAUUUUAUAGAUAACAGAGACAUUGUAGUGCAAACUUCGUCUGGAGCUCUACGUCGUAUCAGUGAAUUACAUCCUUCUUACCUUGCUCUACAAUAUCCUCUACUAUUUCCAUAUGGUGAUGAUGGUUAUAGAGUUGACAUCCCCCAUAGAGGUGUUACGUCUAUGAGCGAUAGCAAGCGUCCAAACACUACAAUGAGGGAAUUUUUCGCUUACAGAAUUCAAGACAGGACCUACGCGAGAAUGCAGUAUUUGGCAUGGUUCAAGCAGUUGUGUAUACAAUUGAGUUUCAAAAGCGCGGUUUGCCUCACAGUCAUAUUUGUCUAUUCAUGCAACCUGAAUACAAGCUUCCUACCGUGGAAUACAUGGUCCAUGUGGUGCUCAAAAUGUUAA
This is a messenger RNA of Lactuca virosa, 1542 nucleotides long. Lineage: Eukaryota; Viridiplantae; Streptophyta; Magnoliopsida; Asterales; Asteraceae. The record is from the annotation of a GenBank genome assembly.